GUAGACGCCCCUCACCGUCACUUCAUCACAGAGUUUCCACACUUUCCGGCUCCUCUUCCUUCUUUGUCUGCGAAUUCCAAAACCGGCAAAGUGAGCUAGCAAAUGAUCGCCGCUUCAAUUGACUCUACUCAGCGAUUCUCACCAAUUCUCUCGGUGGAGGGAACCGCCGAAUCCGAAAUUGAAGAUCGAGCUCCAAGACUACACAGAUUCAAGAGGAGGAUGUAGUUUUCGGUCUUCACCGUCCACGUUUCUCAGCAAGGCUUGUAAAAUUGGACAUAUUUGUUGAAGCGGUUUAAUUACAAUGGAAUCUUGCAAUUGCAUUGAGCCACAAUGGCCGGCUGAUGAAUUGUUGAUGAAAUAUCAAUAUAUAUCAGAUUUCUUUAUUGCACUGGCUUAUUUCUCCAUCCCUCUAGAGCUGAUCUACUUUGUCAAGAAAUCUGCAGUUUUUCCAUACAGAUGGGUCCUCGUGCAGUUUGGUGCUUUUAUAGUUUUGUGUGGGGCAACACAUCUUAUUAGCUUAUGGACUUUUAGUGUGCAUUCAAAAACCGUGGAAGCUGUGAUGACAACUGCAAAAGUUUUGACUGCUGCAGUGUCAUGUGCAACUGCCCUCAUGCUUGUCCACAUUAUUCCAGAUUUGUUAAGUGUUAAAAAUAGAGAACGAUUUUUAAAGAAUAAGGCUGCAGAACUUGAUAGAGAGAUGGGCCUGAUUCGUACACAGGAAGAAACUGGGAGACAUGUUAGGAUGCUUACUCAUGAGAUCAGAAGCACUCUUGAUAGACAUACCAUAUUAAAAACUACACUUGUUGAGUUGGGUAGAACUUUAGCAUUAGAAGAGUGUGCUCUAUGGAUGCCAACACGCACUGGGAUAGAGCUUCAACUUUCCUACACUCUUCGUCAGCAAAAUCCUGUUGGAUAUACUGUACCCAUCCAUCAUCCUGUGAUCAAUCAAGUCUUCAGUGGCAAUCGUGCAGUUAAAAUAUCACCCAAUUGUCCAGUGGCAAGACUAAGGCCUCUUUCUGGGAAAUAUAUGCAGGGGGAGGUUGUUGCUGUUCGUGUCCCACUCCUCCAUCUCAAUAAUUUCCAAAUUAAUGACUGGCCAGAGCUCUCAACAAAAAGCUAUGCUCUAAUGGUUCUAAUGCUUCCUUCAGACAGUGCAAGGCGAUGGCAUGUGCAUGAGCUUGAGCUUGUCGAAGUAGUUGCCGAUCAGGUGGCGGUUGCUCUUUCACAUGCUGCAAUAUUGGAAGAGUCCAUGAGGGCAAGGGAUCUUCUUAUGGAGCAGAAUGUUGCGCUUGAUCUUGCCAGGAGAGAAGCAGAAACAGCAAUUCGUGCUCGUAAUGAUUUCUUGGCUGUUAUGAAUCAUGAGAUGAGAACUCCAAUGCAUGCAAUUAUUGCACUUUCUUCGUUGCUUCAGGAGACAGAGCUGACACCUGAACAACGUCUGAUGGUUGAAACAAUCCUUAAGAGUAGUAACCUCUUAGCUACUCUGAUAAAUGAUGUAUUAGAUCUAUCUAGGCUUGAAGAUGGAAGCCUUCAACUGGACAUUGAAACUUUCAACGUUCAUGCUACAUUCACGGAGGUUUUAAACCUUAUAAAGCCUAUUGCUUCAGUCAAAAAGUUGCUGAUUACAUUGAAUUUGGCUCCAGAGUUACCAGAAUUUGCAGUUGGUGAUGAAAAACGCUUGAUGCAAACUAUUUUAAAUGUUGUUGGUAAUGCUGUGAAGUUCUCGAAAGAGGGCAGCAUCUCAAUCACUGCUUUUGUUGCGAAAGGAGAAACUCUAAGAGAUCCUCAAGCUCCUGAUUUUUUCCCAGUAUCGAGCAAUAAUCACUUUUAUUUGCGUGUGCAGGUAAAAGAUUCAGGGGCCGGAAUAAGCCCCCAAGAUAUCCCCAAGCUAUUUACAAAAUUUACACAAACUCAAUCCACAGCAACUAGAAAUUCUGGCGGCAGUGGACUUGGCCUUGCAAUUUGUAAGAGGUUUGUAAAUCUUAUGGAGGGUCACAUUUGGAUUGAAAGUGAAGGCCUUGGCAAGGGAUGUACUGCUAUCUUCAUAGUAAAACUUGCCUUCCCGGAGCGGUCAAAUGAGUCUAGGCUACCCUUCAUACCUAAAGGGCACGUGAAUCAAGGACUGACAAGCUUUCCAGGACUCAAAGUUCUUGUUAUGGAUGAUAAUGGGGUUAGCAGAAUGGUGACCAAAGGACUUCUUGUACACCUGGGGUGUGAUGUUACACCAGUAAGUUCUAGUGAUGAGUGCUUGCAUGUUGUAUCUCAAGACCACAAAGUGGUUUUCAUGGAUGUUUGUGUGCCUAGCAUGGAUGGUUAUGAAUUGGCAGUCCGUAUACAUGAAAAGUUUACAAAACGACAUGAAAGGCCUUUGAUAGUGGCACUCACUGGAAACACAGAUAAGUUGACCAAGGAGGCCUGCAUGAGGGUAGGUAUGGAUGGUGUUAUAUUGAAACCUGUUUCAGUUGAUAAAAUGAGGAGCGUUUUAACAGACCUCCUCGAGCACCGAGUGCUCUUUGAGGCAAUCUAAGCUUUAGCAAAAUGGUUAAUACUGAUUGAAGGAUCGGGGAGACAUAGUAUCGUGAAAUCUUGUACAUACUACAUGGUAUUUAAGCUUCUGGUGUCAAUAACAUACCAUGCAAAAAAGCAGGUUCAUGUAUUAUUGAAAUAGUGCAGCCAUUUUUAGAAUUGAGGAGGGCGAAUCUGUCAAAGGAUUUCAAAAAAUUCAUCCCGCCGUUGAUAUGAGAAGAAGGAAGGAAGUAAUUCUCUAAUGGGACUGCUGUUAGAUUACUCCAUUUUGUUUUCGCAAGGAAAAUGAUGUUAUUCCUGCUUUUGACCCAUUAGCAUUUUUGCUGGGUGUUGAGAGGAGUCGAAAAACGUUCUUGUAGUGAAUUAUUUCUCACCAUUUCUCUGGUAAUCUGUCAUUAAGUUUGACUUUUUUUUCAGUCUGACGCUAAUUACACUAGUUUUGGCAUGAUGACUAAAUUGAAACUAUCCUCUCUAGUGUUGAAGGAGUAUAAGGUUUGUGUACAUUUUGUUUGUUUCUUGA
This is a messenger RNA of Tripterygium wilfordii, 3046 nucleotides long. Its product is annotated as ethylene receptor. The coding region runs from base 302 to 2527 and encodes 741 amino acids. Gene Ontology annotation, cellular component: endoplasmic reticulum; endoplasmic reticulum membrane. The record is from RefSeq and is a predicted model, not a curated record. Gene Ontology annotation, biological process: phosphorelay signal transduction system; phosphorylation; response to ethylene. Gene Ontology annotation, molecular function: phosphorelay sensor kinase activity; ethylene receptor activity; protein binding. Lineage: Eukaryota; Viridiplantae; Streptophyta; Magnoliopsida; Celastrales; Celastraceae. The transcript is spliced from 7 exons.